Messenger RNA from Cercospora beticola, 1716 nucleotides. RefSeq lists its product as uncharacterized. Lineage: Eukaryota; Fungi; Ascomycota; Dothideomycetes; Mycosphaerellales; Mycosphaerellaceae. The record is from RefSeq and is a predicted model, not a curated record.
AUGGACCCCGGCACGGCCGUGGGCGUGGCGUCUCUAGGAAUACAGCUUUGCGAAGGAAUACUCAAAUACUACAGCAAAUGGCGAUCUUACGACAAGGACAUUGAAGACACCUACCGCCAGAUUGCUGAGUUAGCAAAGAUCUUUGCACGCUUACGAGUAUCACUCGACAAGAUCAGCUACGACAGGAAACAGCUGCAACAUGCAAAAGAGGCUCUUCAACCAUGUGAGACGAGUCUACUUGAGCUACAACAGCUUCUUGUGGAGCUGAGACCAAUCAACGCACCUUCAGGACGAGCUGAAAGAGCUUGGGCUCAGUUCCGAAGAGCGAUGUAUCCACUGAAGGCGAGCACGCUUGCGAAACUGCGAGAACUUGACGAGGAUGUUCGGGAUCAACUAUCGCUGGCGCUUCAAGGGACUCAGAUCGACAUUACGGCCGUGAUACAGGGCCAACUCAGUGAUAUGAAGCUGAGUAUCGAUGGUAUCUCUACCACGCUGAGCCAGGUCUCGCUCCAGUCGAAGGUUACGGCGAACGAUGUAAAUCGGCUUGGUGCUUCAGUGAAGCAGAUGUCGGUCACUGCCGACUCCACAGCAGAUGGCGUAACAGCUUUGCUCAAGGUAAAAGAUAAAAGAAGGCUUAACGAGAUCCUCGCAUGGCUAACACCCGAUCCAAACUUGGAUCCGUGGCUCGAAUUCAAGGCAGCCCGGAACAAACAUCAGUCUGGUACGGGCAACUGGCUGCUCACUAGUCCGAACUAUUCGUCCUGGAAAAGUGGCCCGACACCUCAUCUCUGGCUCCAUGGCAAGGCUGGCUGCGGAAAAUCAAUUCUGUGUUCGACAGCCAUCGACGACUUGCGCACGAGCUUGGAUGAGAUGCUGCUCGCUUUGAUUGCACAGCUGGCUCGUAAGCCGUCUGGUCUGGCUGUCCUUGAAGCAGCCUACGAAAUUCACAAACAUGGCACGCCCUUGAAUGCGCCACUACAGGAAAUCUUUCUUGACCAGGUGAACGCGACGUCGAGUACCUUCAUUAUCUUGGAUGGCUUAGACGAGUGUCCCGCCGCAUUUGAUGCUCAACGCCAACUGUUGGAGACCUUGGAACGCCUCGCGGCGAAGACAAAGACAAUGAAGCUUUUCAUGACAAGUCGAGACGAAUUAGCGAUCCGGCGUGCCGUUCAUGGCAAGAUCCAGGCAGAAGAGAUCGCCAUCGAUGCUCGCCAGACGAACUAUGACAUCGAACGCUACGUCGCGGGUGAGAUCGAGAAAGACACGAGACUCCAACGAUUCAGCGAAAAGAGCAAGUCGCUCGUCAGGACCAAGCUAGCCGAAAAGGCUGACGGCAUGUUCAGAUGGGCCUUCUGCCAACUCGAAGAACUAAAGAAGAUCAAGAUGAGCACUCCUCAAAAGGUGGAACAGGCUCUCGGUACACUACCCAGUACCUUGGAUGAGACUUAUGACCGCAUGCUUGCUCAGAUCGAUGAUAUGGAUCGUCGCGAGGCGAGAAUAAUCCUCCAAUGGCUCGUGGUGAAAGGAGAGGGCAUGAGCUUACGUGAAAUUGCGGAGACAUGUAUCAUCGAUCCGGAGCUCGAGACGGUGAACAUAGAAGACAGAGCCGAUCCGGAAGAUAUCGUCGAUCUGCUAGGAAGUCUGGUUGUACGAUACAGCACUCUGGCGGACAUUGAGCUUACGCUAGCUCACUUUUCUGUGCAAGAAUACCUUUAA